Molecule: messenger RNA, 282 nt
Organism: Sphenostylis stenocarpa
Lineage: Eukaryota; Viridiplantae; Streptophyta; Magnoliopsida; Fabales; Fabaceae
Source: the annotation of a GenBank genome assembly
AUGCCCAACCUUCACCGUCUAGUCACCCAGCCACCGCGUGGCAUGCCACCAUCGGCUUUGGCCGCGCUGCCAACCCCACACCUCAACCCCAAUCUAACACCCACCUUCAACCGCCGUGAGCCACCACUGGCCGAGCCACUUCCCAGCCUCAAUAAAGCUUUUCCACCUUCACUAGUAGCUCCCUCCACCCUCACCAAGUCACAGUCGAAACCCCUUUUCUUUCCCCUCUGUUACCACCCAAAACAUCGUGCCUCCGCCGUGCCUCACAGCCUCCGCCACUAA